AUGAGCCCGUCCAAGCUCCAACAUACUAUCGACGUCGCCGACCUUUACGACGAGGACACGGAUACAUCCACAGACGGCGAUGCCCAGGAGACGCUGAUCGAAAAGAUUGCGCCUGAGGUGCAUGUCGAGGGUGCGGGGUCGCAUGUACCGGCUGGUUGCUUACCGGACGAGGCGUAUGAGAAUGCGCUCCCGCCAAUCCGACUGGCUGUCCGCAAGAGGCUCGUGCGAUGCGUGGAAUGGGAGAGUCGCGUUCUCGGGCGUUGGCAGGCCAAGUUACGGAAUGUCUGGUUAGACCGCUAUUUUCUGACGACAUCUAUGCUUGGGACACACACGUUCUUUAUGUUGUUCUUGCCUUCUCUUUUCUACUUCGGUCACGACACGACAGGAAGAGGUCUGACCUAUGUGUCGGCUCUGGGCGUAUACGCCACGUCCUUCUUCAAGGACUUUGCGUGUUCACCAAGGCCGUACGCACCUCCAGUGACUAGGCUUACGAUCGGUUCCCACCAUCUGGAAUACGGCUUCCCAUCCAGUCAUACAGCCAACAGCACUUCCAUGGCACUCUUCCUCCUCGCCCGCGUUUAUCCUCUUUGGGUCGACAGCACACUGUCCACACCAGCCUUUUCCGUCAUCGGGGCAUUUUUGCUCUUCUAUGUUUUCACGAUCAUCGGCGGACGUCUCUAUCUUGGCAUGCACGGCUUCGUCGACUGCACCAUGGGGUUCACACUCGGAGUGGGGAUGUGGCUCAUACAGAUCUUGUACAUGCCCAUCCUCGAGGACUGGUUGCGAGCCUCGGGCUGGAUGGCACCUCUGACGACACUUGGUGUCAUACUCUUGAUGGUCAACCAGCAUCCUCAGCCUGUUGACGAUUGCCCAUGCUUCGAAGACGCUAUCGCUUUCAUGUCUGUCGCCCUGGGUAUCUUGCUUUCGGUAUGGGCGUACGCGCACGUUCCAUUCUUCAACACCGUCAACUUCGUGACACUCCACCCCGGAUACCAACUCGAUACACCGCGCGACUACGCUAUCUGGACGCUAUUCGCCGUGAUCAAGCUUGUGGCUGGGAUCCUGGCCAUCUUUGCGUGGCGUCUCAUCGCAAAGCCCACCGCACAGAGCGUGCUACCUCCGUUCUUCCGAUUUCUGGCCCGUUUCGUACGGCCGCUUGAACUUCCGAACCGCCGUCACUAUACGCCGGCGACGGAAUAUGCCCACCACCCACCGCACAACCUUCGCCCAAUCCCAUCCAUGCUCGAUUUGAGCCUAAGUGUCACGGCGGAGGGUGCAGACGCUGCCGGUAUCGCUAGCGCAUUGGACGGCAAGAAGCAUUCUGACGGUACCGUCACGCGCCGUGGCAAUGGGUCCAGCGGGGACAUCGGACAGCCUGAGAAGGUUUCCAAUUUCUACAAACUACCCCAGCAAGAGCAACGCGAAAAGGUGUUGCACUACGACGCCGAUGUCUUGACGAAGGUCUUCGUCUACGCUGGAAUUGCUAUCGUCGCCUCGCUUCUUACUCCCACGGCUUUCGAGGUUGUCGGCUUGGGCGUACGCAUGUCAUGA
This is a messenger RNA of Peniophora sp. CBMAI 1063, 1551 nucleotides long. Lineage: Eukaryota; Fungi; Basidiomycota; Agaricomycetes; Russulales; Peniophoraceae. The record is from the annotation of a GenBank genome assembly.